This is a messenger RNA of Chilo suppressalis (striped riceborer), 15643 nucleotides long. The record is from the annotation of a GenBank genome assembly. NCBI's taxonomy places the organism in Eukaryota, Metazoa, Arthropoda, Insecta, Lepidoptera, Crambidae.
GGGUGAUCUGUGGUCUGUGGUCAAUGGCCGCAUGUUUGCACUAUUUGUUUAUAUAUUUGGAUGUUACAAAAUAGGAUUUCUAUCAUUAACUCGAUACAACUAUACAUUACAAUAAAAAUGAUUCCCGUUAAUUUUAGCAAGUGGCUAAGUCAAUAGCGUAGAAUAGUCCAAUAUGAUUUGUAAUGGUGUUAGAUGAGAACGUAACCUGAAGUUUAGUGUUUAAAUAAUAACAUCAUGUCGAGUAAUAAUCAAGUAGCCGAAUUGGUCUCGGGCCUUAAGGCUCGACAUACCGAGACGCGUCAUAAAGCUAUCCGGGAACUCUUACAUUUUGCGAAAACUGACCUGCGUGAAUUAUCACAAGAUUGUAUGACACAAGUGUUGGAUGAUUUUAACCAGCAUAUUCACACCAUGACCUCUAGUUACGAUAAUAAUGAGAAGAAAGCAGGUAUCCUUACAAUAGGUAAGUAUCUUUGAGUGGUACUACAGUAUAAUUUUUACAAUUGCUAUUUAUUCUUAUAUGUCUACGAGCAACUUUGGUUGACAUUUCAAAAAUUGUUCGCUUGCUCUUUUUCCAGGUUAGUAAGUAUUCUAUGUGCUUAAACUGGUAAUAAACUACCUGUGUGCCAAAUUAUUUAAAAACAAAAAAACAGCUGUUUUUGUAUGAUUGAAUAAGAAAGGAAACAUGAAAGGGUCGUUCUUCUUUUCUAUUGACAGAGUUACAAUUUUUCAGAUUUAUCUAAAAAAUAAUGUAUGUUUCCUUUAAUAAAAUGAGUGAGAUAUAAUUAUCUGGCUAUUGUAUAUUUCAGAAACAUAUCUAUAGAGCAGAGCAUGGAAAUAAUAUUUCUAAGUUUAUUUUUAAAAGGUAAUGCCCACAUUGCAUGGGAAUUUGGCUUAUGAUGGACAGACAUUUUAACAAGUAAAAAUAUACAAUGCAAGAAGCUUAAACUACCCAGAACCUUUGAAUCAUUAUAAUUUUGUAUCAGAAUCCUUUAAAACUUUAUUUUAUUAUUUAUUAUCCUUUAAAACAAUUUUUAACACCGCAAUGAAAAAAGGUAAUAUAAGCACAAAAAAGUUAUUUUCGCAACAAUCUAUAAUAUUUCAAGUCAUUAUAUUACCAAUACGAUGUCUUAACACUGGGUAGAUACAUUCUUUGUUAUACAAAUAAUAAUAAUUGUAAAUAAAAAUCUUGUCUUUAAAUAUGCCAUGAAAGAAUAAUAUUACUUAAUAUGGAGUGUGAUGUCACAUGCAUAAUACCAAAUGUCUAAAAGAAAAAACCUAACCUAAUUUAGUGUGAAGUAUCACCAUUUGGGCCCUGGAAGUACAGUUUUGCUCACCUUAAAGUUAUUACGGAUAGCGUGCAUUCGGGAUCGAAAUAUUAGGAAUACAGUGUUAUAGGUCUAAAGUUAUUAGGGAUAGCGUGCAUUCGGGCUACAAAUAUUAGGAAUAAUGUUCAUUAGAGAUAUAGUGAUUCGGGGUUUCAAUUAUUGCUAUUAAGUAUAACAGUCAAAUGUAUGAAACUUCUAUUGAAUUUGACAUUUCUUGGUCCUGGAGCAUAGGUUUGGAAUGAAACCCUUGUCUGCAAAUGUCAUCAUAGAUGCUUAGUUAAAUUCGGCUAAUCAUAGCCAUUUUCGUUGACAUGACGUGAUGCUAACUUCAUCAACAGCCUAUCCUAGUCCACUGCUGGACAUAGGCCUCUCCAAUUGCAUGCCACUCAGAUCGAUCUUGGGCUACUCGCAUCCAGCUCCUGGCAGCCACCUUGCGCAAAUCGUCACUCCAUCGUGCCUGAGGACGUCCUACACUACGUUUGCCUAGACGCGGUCUCCACUCCAGAACUCGUCUACCCCAACGAUUAUCGGUUCUUCGGCAAAUAUGGUCAGCCACUUCAACUUGCUAAUCCGGUGGGCUAUGUCGAUGACUCUGGUUCUCUGUCGGAUUACCUCAUUUCUGAUGCGAUCCUUCAGAGAAACGCCGUGCAUAACCCUUUCCUAAGCGCGCUGAGCGACUUUGAACUUGUGGACCAGCCGUACGGUCAAUGUCCACGUUUCGGCUCCGUAUGUCAUUACAGGUAGGACGCACUGAUUGAAGACUUUCGUCUUUAGGCACUGUAGCUUCCCAAGUGUUGCCCAACCUAGCUGAAUUCUUCUAUUCACCUCGUCCUCAAAGUUGUUUCUACCUAACUGCAAUGUCUGCCCGAAGUAUACAUAUUUUUGAACAACUUCGAGAGCGGCACCGUGUAUUGCAAUCGGUUCCGGUAGUACAUGUUCAUUAAACAUGACCUUGGUUUUAUCCAAGUUCAUCCGUAGGCCGAUGCGUAUAGAAGACUCAGCCAGGUCAUUCAGCAUUUUUUGUAGGUCCUGCAGGGUUUCUGCCAUGAUAACGAUGUCGUCUGCAAAUCGCAAGUGAGAGAUGCGUUCGCCAUGGAUGUUGAUGCCAUGUCCUUUCCAGUUCAGCGUCUUGAACAUAUCCUCCAUUGCAUUAGUGAACAAUUUCGGGGAAAUAACGUCCCCUUGUCUCACUCCACGAUGCAACGGUAUGGGACAUGUUUGCUGAUUCUGUACUUGGACAGACAUGGUGGCGGCUUCGUAGAGACAUCUUAUCACUUGGAUGUAUCGCCAGUCGACUCGGCAACGCUGCAGUGACUCCAGGACAGACCAGAUUUCAAUCGAGUCAAAGGCCUUCUCAUAGUCCACAAAUGCUAGGCACAGGGGCUGAUUGUACUCCUCAGUCUUCUGUAUAAUCUGCCGUACUGUGUGGAUGUGGUCUAUGGUGCCGUAUCCGCUCCGAAACCCAGCCUGUUCCGGUGGUUGGAAGUCAUUAAGUCUUCGCGCAAGACGGUUCGCGAUUACUCUUGAGAACAGCUUAUAGACGUGACUUAGAAGGGAUAUGGAUCGAUAGUUCUUAAGUAGGGUCUUGUCCCCCCUUUUAAAGAACAAGACGACCACACUCCUACUCCACACCUCCGGAGUUCUCCCUUCGAAAAGGACAGUGUUAAAAAGCUUUUGGAGCUCUCUCAGUACGGGUUUACCUCCAGCUUUCAAGAGUUCUGUUGUAAAACCAUCCUCUCCAGGGGCUUUUCCAUUUCUAAGCUUCAUUAACCCUAAAGUCUCUUCCGAAAGCUUUGACUUCCUGCCCUUACGCUGUGUUGCACAUAAUCUCGUACCCUCUUCCCUGAGGAUCCGAACCACAUUUUCGAGGUUUUGGUUUACGUCUGAUGUGGUUUCCACGGCAGUAAAUCGGUUCUCCAAAUUUGACUGGAACGUUUCAGAUCCUGUUAUAGAUAAACAAGGGGUGUAAGGGGUUCUAAAUACACCUGCAAGAACCCAAGCCAACCUCACCUUCAUGUGGUGCACCCUGUCGACCAACAGACGAGGCUCUGGCAAACCGACCGAUGGCGGUAUCCAAUGCCGUAGGGGAGGGAAAUCUCACUGGUAACGGGCAGCAGCGUCAUCAGUGAAUUAACCUACGUUCUGCGAUCGCCAAUCCGCCUGCCCAGCGUAGCGAUUACGGGCAAUACCUCCAAUGAACACAGACCACAUGCCACGGCCCCCAGUUCCCGGCAGCCCCGCUAUUCCUGGUCACGGUGGCGACCACGGUAACGGCGGGGCGGAGGGUGCUAAGAAUCUCCGGGCUACGGGAGGCCAUCACAAUAGACUGACCCUGGCGACGUACAACGGACGCACGCUACGGCUUGACUCGCAUCUGGCGCAACUCGAGGUGGAACUUGGGAAGAUUAGGUGGCACAUAUUAGGGUUAAGUGAAGUCCGAAGAGAGGGGGAGGACACCAUAAUCCUCGAAUCGGGCCACCUAAUGUACUUCCGCGGGGGAGACCAACAGUCUCAAGGUGGCGUUGGGUUUUUGGUAAAUAAGUCCCUUGCCGAUAACGUUGUAGAAAUGUCCAGCGUGUCGAACAGGGUAGUGUACCUUAUUAUAAAGCUCACCGAGAGGUAUAGCCUCAAGGUGGUGCAAGUGUACGCACCGACCUCGACACACUCGGACGACGAAGUGGAGGAUAUGUACGAUGAUAUAUCAAGGGCCCUUCACUCCACAACUAAGACCCACUACAAUGUUGUUAUGGGGGACUUCAACGCUAAAGUGGGAGUACAGAAUUGCAGCGAUGCUAAAUUCAACUAAAUGCAGCUAUUUUCGAUCAGGUGAGAUUAGAUAACUAAGAAAGUGACCGUAUUAUUUUCAUUUCAUUUUAUUGUAUUAUUAAUGUAACUCCAUUAUAUUACAGUUUAGAAAUUGGUUAAAAAUAAAUAAAAUAAUAUAGUAAAAUUGUUGUUUGCCACGCACCUUGUCCACACUGAGCCUAUUUUGGGGAUUGCCCUUUGUAGUUAUGUCGGAAUGGUAACAAAAAAUUAACACCUCAGUCACAAAAAUGAUUUUAUUUAAUAGUAGUCAAGCAAAAUCAGAUCAUCAGUUUUUCAUUACUAUACUUCGACUAGAAUACAUACAUUUAUUUUUUACAUGAAUCUAUAUUACAGAAUCCUUAUUACAAAUAUUUAAAAAAUGUAAAUGGUAGCACUGUUCAAAGAAUUUUGGUGAAAAAAAAUAGAAACUGGAUAUUUUGAAAGAGUAAUGAUUUCAUUCUCAGAGGAGACAUGUAAGUGUCGAUAAAAAGGAAUAACAAGCAAUAAACUCAUUUAUGAUAGUAGAAUACCAGGAAAACAAAAAGAAUAAUUGUUGUAGUGACAACUUGAAAAUAUGUAUAUAAAAAUUCCCCUGCCAUCCAACUAUAUUGACAUGAACUGAAUGUAUAUUUUGACAUUUCAAACCCAUUUUUAUUGAAUGGGUGUUUGAAAAACGGGUUUUGAACUAUUUGAAAAUCUUAUCUGAGUUUUAGAUCAAUCUUACCUACGGUCCUACCGCCUAUUGGGUCUAAAAAUAAAGUAGCUGAAUGAGCAUAAAAGCUAGUCCAAAUGAAAUACCACCCAAUUUCAUAAAACUGUCCAGAACAACUAUCUAAAGUUUAGAUAGUUUCUCUGAACAAAGGUUCAGACUCUAAACCAUUAGCUUUGUUGUACAACAAAUCCACAAGUGAAUUUCAUACUCAUUGGAAAAAUGCUUACAAUAUAUUGUAUUUAAAGCUAGGCCCGACACAAAUUCAUGUAUGUAUUAUCAGACAAUCAGUAUGAACUUUCAUAUUCAGUAUAAUUUGAAUCACUUUUAUGAUCACAACGCCAACCAAUAUGGAUUUAUGAAAGAAGUCUACGCUCAGUAAUGUCAGUGUAUUUAAAUAUACGUCUGUACAGCAGGAGGCCAGGUUGAUGCUGUGUAUCUGUAAGCCUAUUCGCUAACUGCUUUUGACAGAUGGAAGUGAUAAUGAGUCAGCUAUUUAGUGAUCCACUACUGUUUUAUUAUAUCGCCACUAAUACUUGUAAAAAAGUUAGUGAAUAGGCUGGCAGGACUUUAGUACUGCCUUUGCCAAAGUUAACCUAUGUCUCGAACUUGCACACUUUGGGAUUCAUGGGUUUUUGUAGAGGUGGUGCGAAUUGUAUCUGAGCAAACGAUCGCAGCUUGUUACAGUCAAGAGGUUUUCCUCUUCUCCCGUAACUGACGCUUUAGGGGUACCCCAGGGGUCGUAUCUUGGACUACUGUUUAAUAUCUUUAUUAAUGACUUGACUAGUUGCUUACCGUGCCCCGUUCUUAUUAACGCCGAUGAUCUUAAAAUGACGAAGACACAAAACAGGCAUAGCCUUUCGAAAUUACCUCGAUGUUGUGUCGAAGGUACUGUGGUGUCUCUUUGUCAAAACAAACUUUCUGAUCUUUUUUUACUUUAAUUGUAUUACUUUUUAAACAAUAAAUUAAUAAUUGAGACUUGGUUUUUACCUAUGAUAUAUACGGAGCUAUUUUAAUAUAUUUUGUAAGCUGUCAUAAAUAAAAUAGUGGGAACCCAAAGUGCCCUAAGCGUAUUUAAACUGCCAGCGUGCGUAAGAGCGCGCUCUUGAUUAUCACGCGUAAGGGAUUUUUGGCCCCUACGGUUGGUCUCGUAGCUUACAAAAGUCCAGGCUGGUGCUACUUACCAAAUUACGAAACAUAAUAUAUUUGAAGUAUCAAUUAAAACUGUGUUGUUUUCUUUCAGUAUGUCUAAUUGGUGGAGAUACAGAAACAACUAAAUCAAGGACAAUUCGCUAUGCACAUUAUUUGAGGAAUAUAUUCCCUACAUCAGAUGUGAGUGUUUUAGAACUAGCGGCAAAGACUAUGGGCCGUUUGGCUGCAACUUUAGGCGUUAAACGUGGAGAAUAUGUGGAAUAUGAAAUAAAGAGAGCGUACCAAUGGCUAGAAGAUGAGAGAAAUGAAGGGAAACGGCUUUCAGCUGUCCUUAUUCUUAGAGAACUGGCGAUCGCCAUGCCAUCAUAUUUCUAUCAACAUAUAAAUAUUUUCUUUAAACAUAUUAUGGUUGGCCUUCGAGAUCCGAAGGAUGUCAUCAGAGAAUCCGCAGCAAAGUCCUUACGAGCGGCUCUCGUUGUCACUGCCCAGAGAGAAAUACAUGAAAACUGCAAUAAAAUCGAUUGGUACUCUGAAUGCUAUGAAGAAGCUGUAAGUUCAUUUACAGAUCAAACCAUACGUGAGAGAGGUCUAAGUAGAGAUGAUCAUGUUCAUGGAGCCUUAUUAAUUUUGAAUGAACUUUUAAGGUGUUCAAAUGCUACAUGGGAAAAAAAAUAUACUGUGCUAAUGCAGAAAUUAGAUGUAGAACAAGAAACAUCUGACGACAUGUCCUCAAUUAGUUCAAAAGUUCAAACCACAUGGCUACCACAGAACUAUUCAGAUGAAAAGAGUCAAAGUCUUAUUUAUGAAUCAGCAAUUUGUAAAAAGUUUAUUGCUGAUAAAUAUGAGAAAAUUUGUUCAGAUGUGAUGGCGCAACAAAUAUCCAGAUCUCAUAAUGUGCACCAAAUGCUUCUUUUACUAAUACCAAGGUUAGCUGCAUUCAACAGAGAGGCAUUUGUGAAGCGACACCUUAAAUCUACUAUUAACCAUUUAAUUACUUUCUUACGAGGUAGGGAAAAAGAAAAAGCAAUGGCAUUUACAACUUUAGGUUUAAUUUGUGUUGCUGUAGAGUCUGACAUCAAGCAAUAUUUAUCACGAAUUAUUGAAAUCAUACGAAUGACGUUACCUCUUAAAGAUACGCCCAGGAAACGUAAUGGAUCAGAUACACCGUUGUUUAAUUGUGUCACUCUAUUGGGAUAUGCUAUGAAGGAGAAUGUUGUAAAUGAUAUAAGAGAAUUACUAGAUCCAAUGUGUGCCACAGGAUUAAGUCCACAGCUCACGACUUGUUUUAAAGAGCUAAGUCAGCAUAUGCCAUCGUUGAAAAAAGAAAUUUCUGAUAGAUUAAUAAAUAUGCUGUCAAUAAUAUUAAGAAAAAAACCGUAUGUGCCUAAUAAUACGGAACAACAAAUCGUCCACAUGAUGUCAACUGUGAUGUUAGUGGAACCAUAUGAUGCUACAAAGUUAGUACUUGCUCUUCGGACACUCGGAUCAUUUGAUUUCGAAUGGACUAACACAUUAAUGUCUUUUAUAAGAAGAUGUACCGACUAUUACUUACUUAGUGAACAGCAGGAUAUACGUUUGGAGGCAAUGAAAACUGCUGCAAAGUUAUUGGUCAAAGCUAUUGAAAGAUGUGUUCAAACAAACUCUAGAACACUAAAUCUAAUCAUCGACGAAUCUAUUGGAAAGCUAUUAGCAGUAGGACGGUCAGAUUUCGAUCAAGAAGUCCGUUAUAAAGUCCUGGAGGUAUUUACCAAUCCUAUGUUUGAUAAAUAUUUAGCUGUUGAAGAACAUCUAAGUGGUCUUUUUGUGGCAAUCAAUGAUUCAAACAAUGACGUUAGUGAAUUAGCAUUAUGCGUUGUUGGUAGAUUGAGUAACAUAAAUCCCAGUUAUACAACACCUACUUUACGACAACUAUUUGUACAAAUUUUAAUGGAACUACAACAUUCGGAAUCGACACGCAGUAAAGAACAGGCUUUGAGGAUGGUAAAUAACAUUAUUUGUCAUGCACCUAGGAUUACACAGCAGUUUGUUGAUAUCAUUCUUAAAGUGCUUAUCCCAAAACUAAGAGAGGAAGAGAGUAAUGCUACUAUGGUGUCUACUAUUUUAAAGGCUAUAGGGGACUUGGCUGAGGUAAAUGGGGGCGGGCAUGCCCUAAAUCAAUGGCUCCAUGAAAUUCUGUCAUUCCAAAUAGAAACACUCUCGGAUCCAAAUCAACCUGAAAAGAAAAAUAUAGCUCUGUGGUCUUUUGGGCAAGUGAUUUGUGCGACAGGACAUGUUAUCAUGCCUUAUAUGGAAUAUCCAAACUUAAUGGAUUUAUUACUUAAUUUUUUGAGGACUGAACAACAGAGUAGGGACAGAAGAGAAACCAUCCGAGUUUUAGGUGUACUAGGAGCAUUGGAUCCAUACAAGCAUAAAGUUAACAAAGGUUUAAUAGACUUUCAAACAGUUUCCACAUUGAUACCUGUGACAGAGUCUACUAAAAAUGAUUAUUUGGAUACCAGUAUGAGUGAUAUGCUUAUUAAAAUGGCACCUUUGAUUCUUGACGAGUUUUACCCAGCCAUUGUAGUGACUUCCUUAAUGAGUAUCCUACGAGAUCCCAUGCUAGCACAACACCAUACAAGUGUUGUGCAUGCUGUGACAAUAAUAUUUCAGUCUUUAGGAAUAAAAUGCGUACCAUAUAUAUCUCGUGUUACACCUAGUCUCUUAUUUGUGAUACGCAAUACAGACAACAAUAGCUUCCGAGAGUUUUUAUUAACCCAGUUGGCGCAACUGAUUUCUGUAGUCAAAAUACACAUUCGUAAUUACCUAGAAGAUAUAUUUGACAUGAUUAGAGAGUAUUGGACACCAGACAGCCAAUUACAACCGACCCUCAUCAUGCUUGUUGAACAUAUAACUGUAGCUAUUGGUACAGAAUUUAAAAUAUACCUUAGAAAGAUCUUACCAAAUAUUUUAAGAGUUCUCAAACAUGAUAAAAGUAAAGACAAAAUAUUAACUGAGAAACUACUUCUGGCCAUACAAAAGUUUGAAAACAACUUAGACGACGUGCUACUUUCGGUAGUGCCAGCAAUUACUAAUCUUUUUGAUGGAAAGAAUAUACCAUUGUCUAUUUCGAAGCUGGCUAUGGAGACAAUGCAGCAUUUAUCUAUGUAUUUAUAUCUGAAACCAUAUUCUGCUAUGAUAAUACAAGCCCUAGCCAAAGUUUUAGAAAACAAUCCUACACUGAGGGCGACCGCUAUGAACACUCUGUGCGCUUUAAUUAUACAAUUGGGGCGCGAAUACAUUGAUUACAUACCUUCAGUAGAGAGGCUGCUACUAAAACACAAAAUUCAGUGUCCUAACUAUAUUGUUUUGGUGACGCGUCUUCAAGUAAUAUCGACACUUGCAUCUGACGACGACUAUCUAGAUGAAACUCGCUCACAAUUGCGCAACCAAAAAAGUGACAUGUUAACUAACGCUGGAGAGAUGCAGAGUAUUCAGAAACUAACAGUGAAUGUCAACAACCUCCGCAAGUGCUGGUCAACAAGCAAUAUAAUUUCCAAAGAAGAUUGGCUGGAGUGGUUACGUCAUUUAAGUAUAGGUUUUCUAACUGAAUCUAACAGUCCAGCGCUAAGGGCCUGUUCCUCUCUCGCUCAACAUUAUCCUCAGUUAGCACGGGAUUUAUUUAAUCUAGCAUUUAUGUCGUGUUGGACGGAGCUAGAUGACAGAGCUCGAAAAGAAUUAGUCAGUGCACUAGAGAGAGCAUUAACAGUCCCGGAUUCGCCAGAGUUGGCCCUCACUGUACUGAACUUGGCUGAAUUCAUGGAACAUUGUGAAAAGGGAGCACUGCCCAUUCCUAUUAAAUUACUCGGAGACACGGCAAUUAGUUGCAGAGCCUAUGCAAAAGCUCUUUACUACAAGGAGGAAGAGUAUCGUCGAAACGUUUCAACCCAAGUUGUGGAAGCUCUUAUACUCAUUAAUAACAAACUUCAACAAAAAGAAGCAGCUAAAGGUCUACUGGAGAAAGUAAUAACCCAGCAGAAAGAAGGUAAUUGCACUCUUAACGUCCAUGUUCGAUGGUAUGAGAAGCUUCAUAACUGGGAACAAGCACUAGAUUUGUACAACAAGAAAUUGGAAACAGAACCCCAAGAUGAAGAUUCUAAGCUUGGUCUCAUGAGAUGUCUCGACGCAAUGGGGGAGUGGCAAAAGUUACAUGACAUUUCCGUAGACCAAUGGAACAAUAUAAGUCAAGAAAUGAGGAAUAAAUCAGCUAGACUAGCAGCUGCCGCCUCGUGGGGUUUGCAAGAGUGGGACUCAUUGAGAAAACACGUUGAUCACAUAUCUGAGGAUACUCAAGACGGUGCGUUCUACCGCGCAGUACUCGCGAUUCAUGAUGGCCUCUGGUCGGAAUCAAGACACUACAUCGAUUCAGCACGCGGUAUACUAGAUACCGAAUUAAUGGCCGUCGUAGGCGAAAGUUAUCAAAGAGCCUACGGCGCCCUAGUGAAUGCACAGCUUUUAACGGAAUUGGAAGAAGUUGUAACAUAUAAAUUGGUCGAGGAAAGAAGACACACUAUAAGGAAAAGUUGGUGGCUCAGACUUCAAGGAGGUCAACGUGUUGUAGAAGAUUGGAGAAAAAUGUUGCAGAUACGCGGAUUAGUCCUGUCUCCUCGUGAAGAUUUUCAAUCGUGGCUGAAAUUCGUUUCUUUGUGUCGAAAAACGGGAGCGUUCAACGAAGCACAUAAGAUUGUGCUCACGAUAUUAGGCUGCGAUCCUGUUAAUAAUCCAGACAUACUGUUGCGUGUUCAAGAGCCAAGAGUUGUUCUGGCUUACAGUAAAAAUCUUUGGGACGCUGGGAAUAGACGCUUCGCUUAUGACGUUUUACAGAGAUUUGUAGAUAACACGGAACCUGAUAACGAGGAGCAGAGUAGACUAUUAGCUCGUUGCCAUUUAAAAUUGGGCUCUUGGUGUGAAUCUCUCCAAGAAAUAAACGAACUGUCUAUACCAGAGAUUCUUAGGAAUUAUGCUGCGGCCACUAAUUUAGCGCCUGAUUGGUACAAAGCAUGCCAUGCGUGGGCAUGUAUGAACUUUGAAACGGUAUUAUUUUACAAGCAACAAGAUAAUAUUUCAGAAAGCAGUACAGCCGGCAGUUCCGCUGAGAAGAAAGUGUCAAGGCCUGACUUUAUCAAUACGCAUACUAUACCAGCAAUAGAAGGCUUUUUCAAAUCUAUUAGCCUUUCUAACGGCAGCGCCUUGCAAGAUACACUGCGGUUAUUGACCUUGUGGUUCGAUUACGGCCAUAAUACUGCAAUAUACGACGCUUUGUUUGAAGGAAUAAGACAAAUAGAUAUCAAGAUAUGGCUUCAGGUGAUACCUCAGCUAAUAGCCAGGAUAGAUUCUCCGAGGACCUUAGUGGCAAAAUUGGUGCAUAUUUUGCUUAUAGAUAUAAGUAGGUUGCAUCCGCAGGCGUUAGUGUAUCCCCUAACGGUUGCCAUGAAGUCCUCGUUUGUGAAUCGCAAGAACGCAGCUAGCUAUAUACUGAAGACAAUGUGCGCUCACUCACAAAAUCUUGUCAACGAAGCCGCCAUUAUUUCUGAAGAACUGAUUAAAGUAGCCAUAUUGUGGCAUGAUCAAGUCAUCAUUGCGAUAGAUGAAGCCUCUAGAUUUUAUGCCACCGAGAAGGAUUUCCGCGGCAUGUUCAGGACUUUAGAUAAAAUGCACGCCAUGCUCGAUCGCCCUCCGGAAACGUUAAAAGAAAACUCUUUCCUGCAAAUGUAUGGUAGAGAUCUGAAAGAGGCGCAACGCUGGAGUGAAAUGUACAAGACAACAGGCGAGGACCGAUACCUGAACGAGGCGUGGGAGCUAUACUACCACGUGUUGCGUCGCAUAAUGUCACAAUUCAGGUCAUUGACUUCGUUAGAGCUGCGUUACGUCAGCCGUCGGCUCCACACCUGCCGCGACUUCGAGCUGGCCGUGCCCGGCUCGUACGUCCCCAACGAGAAGGUCAUCAGGAUCUCGCACAUACACAGCCAUCUGCAGGUGAUAAAGUCAAAACAACGUCCACGCCGUCUCACAAUCCACGGUUCGGACGGUAAACAGUACAUGUUCCUUCUGAAGGGACACGAAGACUUGCGCCAAGAUGAACGCGUGAUGCAGCUAUUUGGUCUCGUCAACACUUUACUACAAGCCGAUACAAACACUUACAGACAUGACUUAGCUAUACAAAGAUAUGCUGUCAUACCACUCUCACCCAACUCCGGCUUAAUAGGCUGGGUCCCACAAUGCGACACUCUAUACAAUCUCAUCAUUGACUACAGAGACAAGAAGACCAACAAAAUGGCCCUGAACACUGAACAACAGUUAAUGAAGCGCAUGGCCUCCGAUUACCCAAAUUUAAUGCUGAAACACAAGGUGGAAAUAUUUGAGUACACGCUAUCCCAAACGCCGGGGAACGAUUUAGCCCGCCUCCUUUGGCUUAAAAGUCCGUCAGCCGAAGCUUGGUUCGAGCGACGCACCAAUUAUACUCGCUCGCUGGCCGUCAUGAGCAUGGUCGGAUACAUACUGGGGCUAGGAGACCGGCAUCCCUCCAACAUAAUGCUGCAUCGAGUCACUGGCAAAGUACUGCAUAUAGACUUUGGGGACUGCUUCGAAGUCACCCAGACGAGGGAGAAACUCCCGGAGAAGAUACCGUUCAGACUGACUAGAUUGCUGAUCAACGCGAUGGAGGUGACAGGCAUCGAAGGCACGUACCGCUUCACCUGCGAAUCGGUGAUGCACGUGCUCCACAAGCAUCGGGACAGCGUGAUGGCAGUACUGGAAGCCUUCGUUCACGACCCCUUACUAAACUGGAGGCUGGUUGAAGUAGAGGCUCGUUCUUUAACCGCCUCAGCGUUCUCUUCAGACAUAGACUCGUCAUACUCUUUACCUAGUCGCAGCAGAAAUGUUCGCUGCGAGUCUCUAGAACCUCCACCACCUGAAUUGAACCUCAACAAGCGAGCUCUCGCCAUACUCAACAGGAUAAGAGACAAACUAACCGGCAGAGACUUCCCGCACGUCGAAGCGGUAGUCAGCGUGCCAAAACAGGUAGACCUGCUCAUAAAACAGGCAACGAGCAACGAGAAUCUCUGCCAGUGCUAUAUCGGAUGGUGUCCAUUCUGGUAAUUUUCAGUGGUAAUUCAAUGUGAGUAAAGAUCAAGGUAAUUAUAUUUUAUGUGACGUCGUUGAAUAAUAACAGCUUUCGCGUUUAUUGUCGAAAUUUAUGACCAAUUGGAGACAUCUUGUCCUGAAUUUGAUUCUAUGUUGAUUCGACAAUGGAAAAUCGGUUUUUUUGUAUAUUGUCACGGUUCUGAGUGAAUGUGGUGCUGUCGUUGUUUCUGGUUUCCAUACAGGGCCGUAGCUAGGGAGUGGAUUAUGGAGCAAUGCCAUACCUAAAAAUACUAUUGCCCUGCCUUAAAACGGGGCGGUGGGCUGCAAAGGGCGGCACGCCCCUGCUACCUGUAAUUUCCGCUACCCUAUCAUGAAUACAACUCUGGCUACGCCCCUGUUUUUAUAAAAUUGAAAUCAGUACAUUGUGUAUAUAUUAAUGUAUCUUAAAAAAUACACACAUAUACAUAUAUAUGUCUCACACAGACAGUAAUAGAAACAGGCUACCACAAAAUGUGAAAAUGAUUUUAAACUCGAUCCUUUAAGAAUGAAUAUUUAAUUUUGUGUCAUUAUAAAGAUCGAUCUCGGGCUAUAAUUGCAUAAGUGAUAAAGUUUUGAAGACGAAAAAGGGUACGCUUUUGAUCCUUUUUAUGGCUAUAAGUAAAACUAACUGGAUCAAGUAUUCAAAUAUAAUAAAUACUUCAUACUGUAAUUACAAAAAUAAUAACGAUACAAUAUUUAUUUAGGGCUCCGUUAAGCAUAAUUAUGUUUUAUACAAAAUCCAAAAUGUAUUCUCUGUACCAUCAAAAAUAAAAAAAUCUACUUAUCUAAAAAUAAUCAUUUAUUACUUACUAUUCUUAGUUUUGUUUUUACAAAAAUGGAUAAUAUUUCUAUAGACCUGAUUUUGGACUGCACCCUUUAUAAAUAUUUAUGUAUAAUUAAUGUUUUGUGUGUACAUAUUUUUUUUUACUUCGAAAAGGACCAAGUACGUAUUAAUUUUUGUUGCUUUUCUUAAGUGGGUUCCUAUCCUGAUUAAUCUAUUUAAUUUUAAAUUGAUGUACACCCUCCCUCACUAUUAUAUUAAUUAUUGUAGGUUGUAUUGUACCUUUUGCAAAAGUAUCCAUUUUGUAUACUUUUUUAAUUUAAUCUAGAGAUGUUCUAUCGUGUCACCACCGCAUCUUGUUUCUACCUCUUUUGUUAUGUUUAAGAUUGUUGCAUUUAUUUAUCGGAUUGUUAUGUCCUAUUAAACACUUUUGUUUGCAAAAAACUACAUAAUUUAUUGGAAGUAGAUGUUAAGGAUUUAAUACCAGCAACUUUUUUGAAAUGCAAUAAAUUCCAACCCUUGUUGAGUAUUUUCAAGGACAACUUUUUCAUUGUUAACUUACACAACAGGUUACACUGCCAAUUUAUAAGACUUCCAUUUUGACAUUGGUGUAAGGUUCAUUUUCUAAACAAUAUACAAACAUUUUAACAAACAAUGCAGUCAGGAAAUUUGUGAAUAAUAUCUAGGCUAAAUCUUAUUGUUUGCUUUAAGUGUAAUUAUUUUGUAAACAUUGUAAAUAACAAUUAACUGCGUUAUGACUUUAUACCUAUUGUUAAAUAUUGUAAUUACGUUUGUGUAAAUACACUAAUUAUGACUCGAUAAAAAUGUUUAAUUAUUAAAAAAAACAUUAUUAUCAAACACUUGUUAACUUGGGUGUCUAUUUUAUUUUCCUUAAUAGGAUUUAAAUAAAUAUUCAUGUAGGUCUUCCACUAAGCUAAGGUUGAAGUAAAUCAUAAUUACUAUGCAUUAGCGAUUUAAUUUAACAGAGGCAGUAAAUUAAUAAAUUUAUGUUACUCAUCGCAGGAAUACGAUGUUAGCUUAAACAUUAUUUUAAACGGUUAUUUAAAUAUCCUCCCGUUCUACACUUACAACGCACGCUGCGUCCUUAAAUUGUCCAUUGUAUAGUUCGCGAAAGAUAGCGGCAGAAGCUGUGAAAUGUUGGUGCACAGCACUUUGUCCAUGGUAGGUCUGCACAAGUACACAUCGGUCUCUCCGUUCGAGCUUCGGAACUCGUUCAGGGUCUGUCUGCAGACUCCGCACGGUGCAGUAAACUGAUUUUGGUGCGCGACCACAGCGACUGCUUUGAAUCUGACAUAUCCUUCAGACACUGCCCUCGAUAGCGCAGCCCGCUCCGCACAAAUAGUCGGUGAGAAUGCAGCACUCUCUAUGUUGCAACCGGCAAAAACUCUGGAGUCCUCCUCCGUGACAAUAGCGGCUCCCACUGCGAAAUUAGAAUACGGGCAGUAUGCCCUUUUCCUGACUUCGAAGGCGUCUUUAAUUAAACUUUGGAUUUCUGCGCCUGAAAUAGCAAAAUUUAAAGAUUUGUAUUUAAAGAUAAUUUUAUUUUUAUACAAUAAAUUCAUUAGGUAAGUAUGUCAAAUGUAGCUCGUAGCCAAAAUAGAAUCUAAUUAGGUACAUCAUAUUAAUAGCAUCUCUUAAAUACUUCAUAGUGAGUUAGUUUCUGUUCUGUUAAAUUAUUUUUUAAGUUUAAAA